This is a messenger RNA of Saprolegnia parasitica CBS 223.65, 544 nucleotides long. RefSeq lists its product as hypothetical. The coding region runs from base 7 to 477 and encodes 156 amino acids. The record is from RefSeq and is a predicted model, not a curated record. NCBI's taxonomy places the organism in Eukaryota, Oomycota, Saprolegniomycetes, Saprolegniales, Saprolegniaceae. The transcript has a single exon.
AUAAAAAUGCAACUUUUCACUCUUGCGCUUCUUGUCGCAGGCGUCGCCGCGCGCUCGUCGUACGUCGCACGUCUCCCCAACGGCGCCAACGUCCCCAGCGUGAGUGCCCUGGGGCACACCAGCGCGAACGGCGGCGGUAGCCGCAACACGUUCGGGAGCGAUUUUAGCGCCAACGGCGGGGGCUGGACCAAGACGUUGUGCCAACUCGACUCGGACGGCGACGGCGCGACGAACGGCGAAGAGCUCCUGGAUCCGUGCUGCACGUGGACCCAAGGCGGUAGCCUCACAUCGACCUACACCCCGACGCACCCGGGUGUGAAAAACGCCUUUUCAAGCGAAGAGCUGGCAGCGCUCAAGUGCGGCAGCAACACAACCAAGCCGCCGUCGUCCGCGACACCCAAACCCAGCUCGGCGUCGACAAUGAUGCCGUGCAUCGGCCUCGUCUUGAGCUCAGUCGCCGCGUUAUCGCUGGGAUAGAUAGUAUACUAUCAAGUCGAUACAUCCAUAGAUUGCACUUAAGAUUAUUCCGACUUUGCACUUGCCA